CCAGCCAGCCAGCCUGGCCUGGUGGGCUGAAGGGCUGACGGCUCCCGCAAGGGAGGGCGGGUGGCUGGACCGGCGGGCGAGGAAGCAACACGUGCGGGGAGCGGCGGCAGCGGCGGGGCUGUUGUUGCGGGGCCGCCCUCGCCAGGCUUCGGUGGCGCCGCUGCGCCUAACGGGCUGCAGGACGACGAGCACGCGCGCUCCCCCACGGCGCUGCAGGAGCCCCGAGGAGAGGAGGCUCGGGGGAGGCUCGGAGAGGAGGCUCGGGCGGCGCGAGGCGGCAUCGCUGCGCUCCUGGCCGGCCGGCAGGCAGGCAGGAGCGGGGCCCUGGGACGGCUGCUGCUAAAGAUGGCUGAGAAGCUGGCUCCCCCCGGGGAGCUGUUCCUGCGCAAGGGCCGGGAGUCGGUCUCCUCCCUGGAUAUGGACCGCCUGGCCCCCGGCGAGGCAGCCGGCGAGGAGUCCUCGGAUAGCGAGGGAGAGCAGGACGGCAGCUCCCACAAGCUCAUCCGCAAAGUGUCCACCUCUGGCCAGAUGAGGACCAAGAAGAGCGUGAAGGAGGGACUCCUGCUGAAGCAGACAAGCUCCUUCCAGAGGUGGAAGAGGCGGUACUUCAAACUGCGCGGGCGGACCCUCUACUACGCCAAGGAUUCUAAGUCUCUGAUCUUUGAUGAAGUAGACCUGUCAGAUGCCAGUGUAGCAGAAACCAGCACCAAGAAUAUUAACAACAGCUUCACGGUUAUUACACCAUUCCGAAAACUCAUCCUCUGUGCAGAGAAUCGGAAAGAGAUGGAAGACUGGAUUGGUGCCCUGAAGUCUGUCCAGAAAUGGGAAAUCAAUGAGGCCUCCCAGUUCAACAUGGAGCACUUUUCUGGCAUGCACAACUGGUAUGCCUGUUCCCAUGCUCGGCCCACCUUUUGCAAUGUCUGCCGGGAGGCACUGUCUGGAGUCACCUCUCAUGGUCUUUCUUGUGAAGUUUGCAAGUUCAAGGCCCACAAACGCUGUGCUGUGAGAGCUACCAACAACUGCAAAUGGACCACUUUGGCCUCCAUAGGAAAUGACAUCAUUGAGGAUGAAGAUGGGGUGGCCAUGCCCCACCAGUGGCUGGAAGGAAACCUCCCGGUCAGUGCCCGCUGUGCUGUUUGUGACAAGACGUGUGGGAGUGUGCGGAGGCUGCAGGACUGGCGCUGUCUCUGGUGCAAAGCAAUUGUCCACAGUGCAUGCAAGGAGCAGCUGGGGAAGAAGUGCCCCUUGGGGCAGUACAAGGUGUCCAUCAUCCCCCCUACCAUCCUCAACAGCAUUGACUCGGAUGGUUUCUGGAAGGCCACCUGCCCCUCCUCCUGUUCCAGCCCACUGCUGGCCUUUGUCAACUCCAAAAGUGGGGACAACCAGGGAGUCAAAUUCCUGCGCAAGUUCAAGCAGUUCCUCAACCCGGCCCAAGUCUUUGACCUGAUGAAUGGGGGGCCACACCUGGGGUUGCGCCUCUUUCAGAAGUUCUCCACUUUUCGGAUCUUGGUAUGCGGCGGUGAUGGCAGCGUGGGCUGGGUGCUGUCUGAAAUCGACUCACUUGGACUACACAAGCAGUGCCAGCUUGGUGUCCUGCCACUAGGGACUGGUAAUGACCUGGCUCGGGUGCUUGGCUGGGGCAGCCUUUGUGAUGAUGACACACAGCUAAUGCAAGUUCUGGAGAAAUUGGAGCGAGCCACCACCAAAAUGCUAGACAGGUGGAGCGUCCUGACCUAUGAGGCCCCCAAACAGUCUCCUCCGGCCAUCAAAGAAGAGGAGAAUGAGGAUUCCAACAUUCAGGCUCAAAUUACCCACUAUGCUGACUCAGUGGCCUUCCAUCUGGCAAAGAUUCUGGAGUCCGACAAACACUCUGUGGUGAUUUCUUCUGCAAAGUUCCUCUGUGGGACAGUGAAUGACUUUGUGGCUGAAGUUGGCAGAGCCUAUGAGCGGGCAGCUGACAGCAAGCAGGAAGCCGACACCAUGGCUCGCAAGUGUGCAAUGCUGAAUGAGAAGUUAGACUCCCUGGUUCGGGAGCUGAAUGAUGAAUCACAAGCUAUUGUAGUCCCUGAAGGCACAGCGCCGGCAACCUUGCCCAGUCCUGAAACCCCAGACAACAGCAAGGAAGUGACGUUCCAUCCCAGCCCCGUGCCUAGGAUUUUUAAGUCCAAGGAGCAGCUCAUGCUGAGGGCCAACAGCCUGAAAAAGGCCCUGCGGCAGAUCAUUGAGCAGGCUGAGAAAGCUGUGGAUGAGCAAAACAAGCAGACCCAGACCUACAGGAGCAUCACAGUUGCAAGCAAGAAGGACAGCAGUGAGGAUUUCAACAAGGAGACAGAGAAACUCAAAUCCCGCCGGGACACUGUCAUCAGCACCACUUCCUCUAUCAUCCUGGACAGACCUGACAGCUUCAGUGCAGUUCACUUUGUUGAGGACCCAAAUGCCAUACAAUUUUCCGAAAGAUGUGUCAUGAAUAAUUAUUUUGGCAUUGGUCUGGAUGCCAAGAUCUCUCUGGAAUUCAACAACAAAAGGGACGAGCAUCCCAAAAAAUGCAGCAGCCGAACAAAGAACAUGAUGUGGUAUGGAGUUCUGGGAACUAAGGAGUUGCUCCAGAGGACCUACAAGAAUCUGGAGCAGCGCGUCCAACUUGAGUGUGAUGGGGUACCCAUUUCCUUGCCUAGCCUGCAGGGCAUUGCCGUGCUGAACAUCCCCAGCUAUGCAGGAGGUAUCAACUUCUGGGGAGGCACCAAGGAAGAUAGUAACUUUGGCGCUCCCUCCUUUGAUGACAAGAAGCUGGAGGUGGUUGCUGUCUUUGGCAGCAUCCAGAUGGCGGUGUCACGGGUCAUCAACCUUCAGCAUCACCGCAUUGCACAGUGCCGAAUGGUGAAGAUCACAAUUCGAGGAGAUGAGGGAGUCCCAGUGCAGGUGGAUGGAGAAGCAUGGAUCCAGCCUCCUGGCAUGAUCAAAAUCCAACACAAGAACAGAGCUCAGAUGCUGACUAGAGACAGGGCUUUUGAGAGCACCCUCAAAUCAUGGGAGGACAAGCAGAAGGGUGAGGGCUACCGAUCCGCAUCCCGCCCCCGCCUCAGCUCCCAGCAGUCCAUGGAGAACUUGACGGAGGAGGAGCACUGCCAGAUGCAGCAGCUUGCCCAAGUGACAGAAACGCUCAUCAGCAGGAUUCGUGAAGCUGCCAAGACACGCAAAGCCAUAGAGCAGGAGUUGGCGCAUGCCGUGAAUGGCAGCUCCUUGGCACUGAGCGAGGCCUUGCCCAGCAAAGGUGGUGGCAGCAGCCCUGAGGUUCUGAGCAGAAGCACAGCAGUGGAAGUGUCAGUGAGUGUGAAAGCCCUUUACACUGAAACCCGAGCUUUCUUGGAGGGGAAAUUGCAGUUGGAUUCCACCCAGCAAGAAGAAGGACUCCGGCAUGCCCUGAGUGCCGUCGGCCAAGAACUUCAGAAACUUUCCGACAUUCAUUGGAUGGCACCAAUUAUCAACUCUGCUGAGGAGGUGGGGGCUCCCACAACUGAGUCUACUGGUAGCGGCAACAAGGGGAGCCUGAAAUUACGCAUCAACCUGGCCAAGCCCAAGCGAGAGAAGGAGAAACCCCAGAAGCAGAAACCCGGCAGCCUCACACCAGUGGACAAAUGGGGCCCUGAGGAAGUGUCAGCCUGGCUGGAGACACUUGAUUUAGGGGAAUACAAAGACAUUUUUAUGCGCCACGAUAUCCAGGGCCCUGAGCUGAUCUUGCUGGAGAGAAGAGACUUGAAGGAUCUCGGGAUAUCAAAAGUGGGCCAUGUGAAGAGGAUUCUACAGGGAAUUAAAGACACUACCAGCCAGCUUUAGGUGCCAGCAGGAAGGGGCAGCCACGCCCUCUAGCCCCCUGUGUUUCAACUGCUGGUCUGUCUUGACUUCUAGAACCCCCACAUCUGAUUUGGACCCAGUUUGAGCCUUUUGGCCCUGGAACCCUGACUCAAGGACAGCUUCCCAUGCAUUCCAUGCAAUGAGUUGACAUUUCUGUGUCUGCCAAAGAUUGUGGCUUGGCUGUGUACGUCUCUCUUUGCCUCUUGCUCCCUCCUUUCCCUGUGGCACUCCUUGUGUCUUUUUUGGUUCAUGUGUUUGAGCUGCUUUAAGUGAAACCAUUCAUUUCCAUCCAUUCCUGGUACUUGGUUUGGGGGUGGGGGUGGGGAGCUUUUCCAGCUGCUCCUGGGCUCACUACAUAAAGCUUUAGUGCCUGGCUGUGCUGUGAAACACUAUGUCAUGACAAGAAGCAAGCUGCAGGGGAGGUUAACAGGAAGCUCAGCUGGGUAAUUAUGGCCUAGAGGACCCCGAAACUGCAGGAGAGAAGGACAUGCUUCAGAGGUCUCCUGGCUUCUCCGUUGAGCCAAACCCUUGUCCUCUGCUUGAUGGCUUCUCACCUGCAGACAGAAACACCCCAGGUGUGCUGCCUGUCCAAUAAAACCAAAAGCAGUGGCAGGCCGUGGCUGCUUUCCUCUGAAAGUCUCCAGGACAUUUACCAGCUCUAUGCCAGGCAGAAACGUAAUAGGUAUAGCUGCCCCUGCUGCUGAGCUGUCUGUUAUUAUUUCUAAUUUCCUAGAGUGCUUUCUUGUGUGGGUAGGUUGAGAGCCUCGUCCCAGAGCGAGAACCUCCAAGUUCCAUUGAUGCCUUCUUUACCCUCCCCUUCCUUUCUGUUUGAUUAGCUGGAAAUGGAAGGUGCCAAGGAGCAGGGGCCUCAGUGCUCACCUGAUUAAAAGAUGGUUUACAAGGGGACACCCUCCAGGAUGAUAUCAAUAGUAACUUGCAGUACGGGUGCUGGAUGUUGCUGUCAAGUAGGAAAGGUGCCAAAUUUCCAAUGGGGAAGCAGUGUAAGCAGCCACAAGCUUUUUGAGUUUUGCAGCCAUCAGCAGCAGCUAGAGAUUUUCUGUUCUAUUCAGAAAAAUGAUCAAAAAAUUAUGCACUAGAGCUUGGGACGGAAGCAUGUGUGUUCUCAGGAUUCCCCAGGUCUUGAGCAUGAGAAUACAUUUUGAAUGGGUUGUGUUCUGUGCCCUACCUGGAGAAGGCACUACCUUGGCACCAUGUCCUCUGCCCGUGGCUUGUGGCCAUCUGCAUGGCUGAUAGAGGAGAAUCAAGGAAGCCCUUUCUGCUUCUUCCUAAGCUGCUGAAGUGAAAUAAUUACCCUACCCAUUUCUGGGAGAGAAUGUAACUAGUUUGGAGAGAAAGAUAUUUAUUUAAAUGUUUAAUAUAUAAAGCUUAAUUUAUUUUUCAUCCGUGUCGUGCAAUUCCACUUUUCAAGCCCCUCGACAAAAGCUGUCUUGUCCGUUCUGACUGCCAGCUGUCCCAUGCUUGCCUGUGAAGUGAGAUGUGGGGGGUGGGGUGCACCUCUGGGCCUUUCUCAGGGCGGUUAAGCUCUCUGGCCAUCACUGUUUGCCUGCUGGCUUUGCUUUAACUGUGGCAAACCAUCUCAUGUGCCGAUACAAUCACUGCUGCAUGAGCUAGGCUCCGAAAGUCCCCGAUGCCAAGAUCCAAGCAGUUUCCAUAGGACCGGUAUCGAGGGCAACUUGGACGGCUUCUGCUAGACGGUUUCGAGCAGAAGGACCUGCUCCCCUCCCCUCAGAGGCAGCUGCCACAGAAGUGUUGCAAAGAAAAGCUGGGCCUUGGUGAUCCCGAGGAAUGUGACGGGCCUAGCGCCCUGACUCAACACAGCAAGUGCUGGGCCACCUCCUCAUCUCUGCCACUCCAAUGCUAGCCUCUUUGCUGCCCUCUGUUACUGAAGCCACUGCUGUUAGCCUGAAGAUCAAUAUAUGCCACUCACAGGCACUAUCACACUGUCCUUUGCGGUAGCUCUGAGGACUCCAGACAGCGCAAGAUGCAUCUUCCCCUGUCUCCCAGCACCCUAAAGCAAAACAGCAAUGUGGGGGGAGGAGGGAGGGGAAGUCAAGGCUUAAAAUGAGGCUUGUGCCUAGGCCAAGCCAAUGCUGCCUCCUUCUGUGGUGCAUGAAAGAGGUAGAGCUAAAGCUAAUGCUACAGCCUGACAUAACUACAGCAGCCAAGGACUGGGAUGGGGGGUGGGGUCAGCAAACUAGAGCAGCCAGCUUUGAGGGGAGGGGACCCCUGUUGCUGACUGGUGCAGCUCUGCACAAUCUGUGCUGUUGGGGUGGGGAGGGAGGGUGUGUGGCUGCCAUCAUUGUUAUUUCUUGUGCUAAAGUGAUCGAUUUAUAUCGUGACUGUGAGUGUAGGGGGAGGGAAUUGUGGGGGAAGGGGUGUACAUAAUAUUUCCUCCUGAGGGAAUCUUGGAGGAGAGGAGGCUGCUUGCUCAGAUGAUCCUAGAGAAGGCCUUCCCUGAGGAAGCAGCAGCAAGCAGCACUCCUCAGUCCCUCCUAGAGGGCUACUUUUGUUGGCCAGAGGCCCCAGACCCAGUUCCAAUGCUCCCUUGCCUGAUGCUGGCUCUCCAAAGCAGAAGAGGUAAAUCCUACCAGCUGCCCUUACAGAGCAUGCUUCCCACCAGAAGUCAGGGAUAGCCAGCCUCUCUUCUUUAAGGAAAACAACUGGAACUAUGAAGGUUGUUGCUGUCUGGAGUCAAGUGGGCAACUGCUAUGUAGGACACACCCCUGUUGCCCUGACUGGCCCUAUAACAUCUUUGCCGGUCUUUUUGACUGCAGCUUUCAGGAGAUGGAAGCAAAAAUUGGAGCUAGAAAGACAGCAAAACAUUUCUCAGUCCCUGCAUAAAACUGAUGCACUGAAAGACAGCCAGAACCAAAAGCCAAGCAGAUUGGUCUUUCAUUUCAAAAAGAGUGGGGGGAGAGACAUGACUCUUACUCAUGGAAGGAAUUAAUUUUUAUUCCAUUCUUAAAGGUCAGCCCCACCCAACCAGGGCUUGAAGGCAGCAGUUAAGCCCUGCAGUUCCCCUCCCCACUGCCUUUUAUCCCCAUCACCUUCUUGCAGGGGAGGUAAGAGUGAACUGCCCGCCCCCAAACCCUGUACUGCUUGUUCAAUAAAUGAGGCAGCUGAUCUGCUCCUGCCAAGAGUCUCAUGUCUUUUCCUGGCUGCCUGACAGGCAAAAAAAUCAACAGACGAGGCCUUUUCCUUAUGCCACACUCCGCAGCCCAGCAAAAACGUUUACCUGUGGGUUGCUGCUAGAUGAAAACAUUCAGGUCCUAGAAGUAGGACCAGCACACCACUCCUAGCAGUAUACUGGUCCUUUCCAGCACCCUUACAAUGAGAAAGACACACACACACACCGGGGGGGGGGGGGGGGGAGGGGCAGAUGACCCACCCCUCUCUGCUUGUGCUGUCUUGACAAAAAAAACCCCUGAAUUUUAAUUGCUACGUUCAGAAUUCAUGGAUGCCAGAAUAAACAACACAUAUGAGUGGGGACGA
Molecule: messenger RNA, 7365 nt
Organism: Sphaerodactylus townsendi
Lineage: Eukaryota; Metazoa; Chordata; Lepidosauria; Squamata; Sphaerodactylidae
Product: diacylglycerol kinase delta-like
Exons: 30
Coding region: 346-3834 (1162 amino acids)
Biological process (GO): lipid phosphorylation; diacylglycerol metabolic process; intracellular signal transduction
Molecular function (GO): ATP-dependent diacylglycerol kinase activity; protein binding
Source: RefSeq, a predicted model, not a curated record